Mercenaria mercenaria is the source of this 1502-nucleotide messenger RNA. RefSeq lists its product as uncharacterized. The coding region runs from base 37 to 1398 and encodes 453 amino acids. The record is from RefSeq and is a predicted model, not a curated record. The transcript is spliced from 13 exons. Lineage: Eukaryota; Metazoa; Mollusca; Bivalvia; Venerida; Veneridae.
AUAACAUUGACAUCACUUCACACCGAUAAGACGAAUAUGAAAGUCUGGUAUACAAUCGCAGUUAUUUCGUCAUUGCUGAGUCAAAAAACAGCUUAUGGCAUAGUAUGCCUCAGAUGUGACGGUGUCCCGCAGCCGAGAUUCUGCAAUCAAGUCGUGGAAUGUUAUGAUAAUGAGUUAUGUGGAGUUGAGAAGGUGACAAAUAACUUUGGAGAACAUGUCUUCAAUCUUGGCUGUCUGUCGAAAAAGGUCUGCAGCAAUUUUACUCUCGGACAACACCUGUCUUCAAGCCAGACAUGUGGAGAAUGUUGUGGAACUACAGAUCUGUGUAAUUCAAAAGGCUGCGGAGAACCAGGCUAUCCGAGCGAGAGGGGACCUGUCUGUUAUAACUGCCCAAUAUAUACAGAAGGGGGCCGAUGUCACGAUAUUGAGUUUUGCUCUGAUACCGAGGUAUGCAGCAUUGUUGGAAAACCCCGGUUCUCAAGCGUCAUGUACACUAGUAAAUGUGUUUCAAAACAUGAUUGUAAGACUGCAAAUGAAACCCACGUCGCCAUAAUCGGAAAGCGAGACAUGGUUCAUUCAAAGAGAACACACGAGCUUCAUGUGUGUGACACUUGUUGUGGCAGUGACCUAUGCAAUCGAGAUUGUAAUUCCGUCCUAAUGAUAAUUGAUCACUGUAACCCCAAUCCAUGCGUAAAUGGACAUUGUGAAACGAAAGGAGGAAACUUUGUUUGCACGUGUAUCCCUGGCUUUUCUGGUAUUCGCUGCGACUUUGCUACUGCACGCGACUGUUCUGACCUGUAUCACAAAUUCGAUGUAAGAGAUGAUGGAAUAUUUAAUAUUACUACAUGGAACUCUCAUGAAAAUGUCCAGGUAUUCUGCGAUAUGACAACUGCUGGAGGCGGCUGGACGGUCUUUCAAAAUCGUUUUGAUGGAUCUUUGAACUUCCAAAAGUCUUUUAAUCAGUAUGAAAGUGGUUUCGGAAACUUACACGGAGAGUUUUGGUUAGGUUUGAAAUACAUACACGAAAUGACCUCACAGCGUCAAUCCGAACUUCGGAUUGACUUGACAACUCCUGGAGGAAAAACGGCGUUUGAAAAUUUCCAGAAUUUUUCGGUGUCAGCUGGACCGAAUUACACUCUUCACAUCUUAAGAGGCACGGGCACGGCAGGAGAUUCGGAUGAUGGUGGAUUAUCAUAUCAUAACAAUAUGCACUUCUCUACCUUUGAUCACGACAAUGACAGGUCCCACUAUAACUGCGCAGCAGCAAGUAGCAAUCCAGGCGGAUGGUGGUUUUAUUCGUGUUUCAAUGCUGACUUAAAUGGAAACAAUUUAACCUUUUCUUAUUCCGAUUUUGCUCGUGUGUUAAAAGCAAGUAAAAUGAUGUUUAGAAAGGUAUGAUGCCAGCAAAUAUCACUGUUCAUAUCUAGGUGUCAUUUGAUGCCUUUGUCUAUAAUUACUUACUGUAUGUGAAUGGCAUGCAAUUAAAUAAAACAUUCAAACAA